AUGAUAUCAGCUGAAAGUUAUGCAGAGUUAAGACAACAGAUCGAGUAUAGCAAGUCAAACAGAUCGUCGUGUAAAGGAUGUAAAAAGACGAUUGCAUGUGACGAUAUGAGAGUUGGUCAUGAAACAAAGAGUAGACUAUUCGAUGGUUAUCAAGUUGCUUGGUAUCAUUUGAAAUGUGCCAAGUUCUCUCAAUGGGGAGUCACCACUGCCACACAAUUAAAACACAUAGAGUUGCUUCGUUGGAACGAUUACAUCAAGGUAAAGGAACUCUUAAAUGAUCAAACUCCAAUUGAUAAUGCUUUAGAGAAACAAAAUUACAACAAUGAUGUUAUGGCAAUCAAGGAUAAACUUGAUUUGAAAUUGGCCGGUCAAAAGGUUGUGUAUAGUGCCAACUAUUGUUUGGAAGGUUUGUCACCUGCGUCUGUCAUUCAUGCCGUUGCCGAUGGUUUGGCUUAUGGCAGAAUAGGUCCAUGUCCAACUUGUAACAAUCUCUCUGUUCAAUAUGAUGGUACUCAUUAUUAUUGUCGUGGUUGGGUUACAAUUUUUACCAAAUGUGAUUGGAGAGGAUCAAGUAUUAAAAGAUAUAGAUUUACUAUUCCAAAGGUACCAUCAAAAUAUCUUGCAGGGUUUGAAUAUUCUCAUAGCCAUCCAUACGAGUUGUUGACUGAUUAUGUUGCACCGGCUACCUCUUCUUCCACUGCUCCAUCUUCUGCCAAGGAAAAGAAAGCAAUACCAAAAAAGAAGAAAAUAGAAGAUGAUGAAGAAUUUAGUGGAUCUGAAGAUGAUGAUAAUAGUGCAGAGGAUGAGGUGGAUAAUACUCCAGUCAUCAAGAGACCAAUGCCACCAAAGGGAUCUGCUUACCUCAAGAUUGAUGAAGCAUACAAGGGUAAAGGAGAGAUUGCCAUUGAAGAUUCACCAAUCUUUGGAUUUACACCAUACAAUGUAUCACUUGUCUACACUGAUAUGAUCUAUGGUACCAAUAGCUUUUACAAAAUGUCAAUCAUCAAGGUGACCAAUUCAAAGUUUGUACUCUUUAGAAAAUGGGGUAGAAUCGGUACAUCAGUUGGUGGUGACACCCAACACAGUCACGACUCGUUGGCUGAUGCUCUUGCACAGUGGUGCGAAGUGUUUGUAGACAAGUGUGGAUACCAAUGGACCGACAGACACAAGAACCGUAACACCAAGUUACCAGGCAAGAGUUUUAUGGUUGAUUUGGAAGAAGAUCAUGACCAACCAUCUGGAUCAUCCUCCACUACUGCCGACUCUGACAGUUUCUCACGUGAUAGUGACAAGUUGCCAGCUGAGACACAGACAUUACUCAAGUUAUUGUUUGACUUUUCGAGUAUUCGUGAACGUCUUGCUUUGAUGAAAUUUGAUACUCGUAAGAUGCCACUUGGAAAGAUUUCUCGUACCCAAAUCAAGGCUGGAUACUCUACAUUGACUGAAAUCCAAGAUAUCCUUUCUCAAGAGACCGUCGUUAGAUCCAAGUUGAUCGACGCAUCCAACCGCUUUUACACACUCAUUCCACACGACUUUGGAUACAGUGUACCACCCAUCAUUGACAAUAUCCAACUACUCAAGGAAAAGAUUAGAAUGGUCGACACGAUCGACGAUGUUGAAGUCGCCAACAACCUCAAGAAACUGUGUCUCCAAGCCGGUAACUCUAUGGACACUAGCUAUGACGCACUCAAGUGUAACAUCGAACCUGUCGAUCCCGACUCUUAUGUCUAUUCGUAUUUACGUGAGUUGGUACUCUCUACCAACGACUCGCCACAAGGUAUCGCCAUCAAGCACAUCUUCCAAGUCGAUCGUCAAGGAGAAGCAGAACGUUACCAACAAUGGGAUCACAAUGCCAACAAACAACUCUUGUUCCAUGGAUCACGUACCCAAAACUUUAUCGGUAUUCUUGGACAAGGUCUCAAGAUUGCUCCACCCGAAGCACCAAAAACAGGUUAUCGUUUCGGUAAGGGUGUCUAUUUUGCCGAUUGUGUCAGUGUGUCGAAUGGAUAUUGUGGUGCCACUCCCAACUAUCCCUACACUAUUGUUGCUCUUGCUGAAGUCGCACUUGGUACAUCUGAAUCGUGUCACAUCGAUACCUAUAUGGAAACUGCUGGUUUUGGUUAUCAAUCCACCAAGGCUAUCGGUGAAAGAACACCAGCCCUCUAUGAUAAUUUCCAAGAUACCAGUGUACUUCGUGGACCCGUCGUUGCCAAUGGUCUCACUACCAGUUGUACUCACAAUGAAUAUGUCAUCUAUGAUACAACUCAAGUUAGAUUAAAAUAUUUACUUUUAAUUGAAAAUCAAUUUAACAACUAA
Cavenderia fasciculata is the source of this 2316-nucleotide messenger RNA. It is a transcript of the gene adprt1B, whose product is annotated as poly(ADP-ribosyl)transferase. The transcript has 3 exons. The record is from RefSeq and is a predicted model, not a curated record. Gene Ontology annotation, molecular function: NAD+ poly-ADP-ribosyltransferase activity; zinc ion binding; DNA binding. Lineage: Eukaryota; Evosea; Eumycetozoa; Acytosteliales; Cavenderiaceae. The coding region runs from base 1 to 2316 and encodes 771 amino acids.